Messenger RNA from Necator americanus (New World hookworm), 1017 nucleotides. RefSeq lists its product as uncharacterized. The transcript is spliced from 12 exons. Bases 1 to 1017 code for a protein of 338 amino acids. The record is from RefSeq and is a predicted model, not a curated record. NCBI's taxonomy places the organism in Eukaryota, Metazoa, Nematoda, Chromadorea, Rhabditida, Ancylostomatidae.
AUGUGGUUGUGCUUAUUCGUAAUACUUGUGGAACUCGUCUCACCCACUCUCUUAGAACGGACUCCAACGUAUCUGGAUUUCAUUGCUAUUUACGCUGAUGAUGCCGUUGUUCCGUGCGUCUUCAAAGUGAUUAACGAAAUAAUAUUAGUACAGCCAGUCAGAUUCACAGCCACACCACUUCUUUGGAUUAUCGUCGUGACCGCAUUCACCUAUUCCAGACAUCGCUACCGUAUGAUAAAAGCGGAGACAUCACAGUAUCAACGGAUAUUUUUCGUAGAAGAAUGGUUUGAGAAACAGCGUGUGGAGGAAAAAGAACGAGGUGUUCAUGCUAUUGAUGCAACACUGCGGGACCCUACAUUUCGUUAUGAUGACGUUAAAGUAACAAAAGCUGAAUUUCGAGCACUACGUCGAAGGAUUGAAAUUCUUCCCCAUCAUCGUUACAAUGGUUUUUCUCCGCUAAUCUACAUACCAUAUAGUUUCCAUAUAAUUAUAGCAACGAUAUCGUUUCUUAUUUGUAUUGUAACAUCGUUGACCGUAAUACAUCAUGCAGUUCUUCGAGAAAUCCAUCUUGGAGCUGCAGUUCCCAACAUUUGCACUAUCGCCUUCACCAUAAAAAAAGCAAGUGUGGAGAGCGGUGUUCUUCCUGCUACGAACGAUGAACCACGCUUGUGCAAUUUCGGGAAACCAUUCACAGUUGAACGUCUUGACGAAAGAAAAGAAGAAAUCAUAAAUUUUGUGUCUCGUGCAUAUCUCUCUAGUACUAAUAAUGCAGUUACAAGGAUCACCUCUAUGUUACUUGUAUUGUCCCUAUUUUCCUGUAUGUUUCACAUGUGGAUUGUAGCGUUUGUAAAAUCAACUUUUCGAAGAACCUCCUGCGUUAUCAGUAUUCCUCAUCCUACAUGUUUCCUGGCCACGGAACGACAUACACAACUAGUCACUUUCAUGCUACCCCUUGCUAUUUUCAUCUGUAUCCUCGUCGAAAACGCCAUCAAUUACAAUGAGACCAGAUGUACGUAA